Myotis brandtii (Brandt's bat) is the source of this 2564-nucleotide messenger RNA. RefSeq lists its product as uncharacterized. NCBI's taxonomy places the organism in Eukaryota, Metazoa, Chordata, Mammalia, Chiroptera, Vespertilionidae. The coding region runs from base 116 to 1828 and encodes 570 amino acids. The transcript has 20 exons. The record is from RefSeq and is a predicted model, not a curated record.
CGUGCGUGUCGGCUGCGCCUCCGCCUUCUGGGGAGACACGGCGGCAUCAGUUCCUCAGCUACUAUAUGGAGAGAAGCUGGAUUAUUUGGUUUUUGAUUAUCUCUCGGAGAUAACUAUGUGCCUCCUAACUGCUGCCAAAGUAAAAUCAUCUGAUUUGGGCUAUGUUCCUGAUUUUGUACAGACUGCCAUGGCUCCAUAUAUAAAGGACAUUCAUAAAAAAGGCGUGCGUGUGGUCAGCAAUGCUGGGGGUACCAACCCUCUCAUGUGUGCUGCUGCCCUGGACAAGAUGGCCAGGAAGGCUGGUGUUGAUUUGAAAAUAGCAGUGGUCACUGGAGAUGACAUCCUGGGAGAGAAGGAGGCUCUGCAAGGAUCCACUAUCACAGAUAUGGAGAGUGGGAAGAAAUUUCCAGACACCAUUGAAAGCAUGAAUGUGUACCUUGGAGCAAGACCCAUAAGCAGGGCCCUGGACCUCGGUGCCGACAUCGUUCUGACGGGGCGCUGCGUGGACAGUGCUCUCGUGCUGGGACCCCUCAUUCACGAGUUUGGUUGGAAAAGCAAUGACUUUGACUUAUUAGCCGCUGGAAGCCUUGCAGGCCAUCUCAUUGAAUGUGGUGCUCAGAGUACUGGUGGAAUAUUCACAGAUUGGCAUUUGGUACCAGACUGGCACAAUAUAGGAUUUCCCGUACUGGAAUGUUUUCCUGAUGGACAGUUCAUCCUCUCCAAGCCUCCUGGCACCGGGGGAUUGGUCUCCUUUGGUACAGUGGCUGAGCAGCUAGUGUAUGAGAUUGGUGAUCCUCAGCGUUUUCUUUUACCUGACGUCACUUGUGACUUUUCUCAAGUCUCUAUUACUGAAAUUCCAGGUGUUGAAGGUGGAGCGGUUCGGGUCCAAGGAGCAAAGGGGUCGCUUCCUUCUUCCUUUUAUAAGGUAAGCGCUUCUUAUCAUGAUGGUUUCAGAGCCACUGCUGUCUGCCCAAUGGGAGGGCCAAAGGCAACUGAAAAGGCAAGGAGAACAGCUGAAAGUAUUUUGAAAAGAACUCGUCUUAUGUUUGAAAAAGCUGGCUUAGGAGAUUAUAGCAAAGUUCACAUACAAAUUUUAGGAUCUGAAGAAACAUAUGGAGCACAAGCUAAAGCAAAUGUAAAUGGAGGUCCGCGAGAAGUAGUUCUUUGGCUUUCGGUACAUCAUAAAGAGAAGAAGGCACUGGAAAUUUUUUCAAGAGAAAUUGCACCAGCAGGGACUGGAAUGGCACCUGGUCUGACGGGAGUGGUUGGAGGUCGUCCAAAAGUAUCUCCUGUUCUAAAACCAUUUUUCUUCCUGUAUCCCAAAAAAAAGGUUAAGAUUGAUAUCCACCUGGUUAAUGGAGAGCAUAUUGAAACCUUCCACGAAGAUCUCACCUUUGCACAGGACACAUUGGCUUCACCGAGUUUACCCAAGAUAGCUGAUGACCUGAAAGAUCUUCCAAGUGGCUCACUGACAUAUCGCUUAGAAGAUCUGGCCUACACAAGAAGUGGGGACAAAGGCAACUCUGCAAAUAUAGGCAUCAUAGCACGGCACCCUCUCUACUACCCAUACUUAAAAAAAUUUCUAACUGCUCAAGCCAUAGAAGAUUAUUUCCAACAUAUUCUGCAUAAAGAACAACCUGGAGAAAACUCGGUGAUAAGAUAUGAUUUGCCAGGAAUAUAUGCGUUAAACUUCGUUUUAAAAAAUUCCCUCGGUGGUGGAGGCACUGCCUCCCUGAGAAGUGACCCACAGGGCAAAGCACUUGGACAGAUGGUACUGGACAUCCAGAUAAAAGAUGUUCCUGAUUUAAAGUCAUUAGUAGGUGGCUGAAAGAGUGUCUGCUUUGGGAAACCUAUUCUUAGUACAAAUGCAAAAUUGAAUAGGAGAUAAAAGAAUAUAGAAAAUAUGCAUUGAAGCACACACCAGCUAGGUAAAUUGAAUGCCAGCAUUAAAAAUGUGGUGACUACAGGGAAGAAGAGAAUAGGUGAUUUUUUAAAAAUAUAGAACAGAUAUAUCCUUUAGGCAUUUGAUGAUGUUCUUUUUUCUGUCAAGCAUCUACUUUAAAAACUUGGUAAAUUGUGAUUUAAUGAUAUAUUCACUUUUAGAUUAUCUCUGAUCCCCAAUGCCAAGCUGGGAUAAUCUUAUGUGUUUGAAGAGCAUCUUUCUCUCCUUUUAAAUGUUUUAAAAAAUCAUAUUACCUAUUCUAAACAAUUUUUAUACAUAAGCAUACAAAUUAAGUUCAGGUUCAAGGAAGCAGUCUAUUAAUUAGUUAGAAAAUUUUAACACAUUUGCAGUAUUCUCACACUGAAUUAGGAAAAAUAGAAAAUAUCUGAAUAUUUUAUCCUCAGUAGGAAAAAGUUUGAAAAAUUAAUGACACAAUGUCCUAAUACUUUGAACUCAAAUUAAAUUCAAAGUUUGCUAUGCAACUAAUUUUCAAAUGUUAGUCCAGGUGACUUUUAACCACUUUUAAUUAACUAUCAUUAUUUUAUGUUCCAUGGUAAAUAGUAUGGUGAUGAUUUUGCAGUGAGUUGAUAUAAUAAAAAUUGUGAUUAUAGUUUUUAAUGAA